Molecule: messenger RNA, 2822 nt
Organism: Nilaparvata lugens (brown planthopper)
Lineage: Eukaryota; Metazoa; Arthropoda; Insecta; Hemiptera; Delphacidae
Product: fanconi-associated nuclease 1
Exons: 10
Coding region: 169-1416 (415 amino acids)
Biological process (GO): interstrand cross-link repair
Cellular component (GO): nucleus
Molecular function (GO): 5'-flap endonuclease activity; 5'-3' exonuclease activity; flap-structured DNA binding
Source: RefSeq, a predicted model, not a curated record
UUAUGCUCCUACACUAGAGAAGUUGAGGAAAAACUGGUCCAAGACAUUGUCAAAACCUAUUUUGAAGUCGACAAUUACCCGAAAUUCGUUGUUAAACAUGCAGUUGUCUGGCACAAUAGGGAGAACUUUGAAGAGUAUGAAAAAUCUUUACAGUUGCUGUCUAAAGUUAUGGCUGACAACAAACCCGACCAUGAGCAUUUAUUGGAAUUGAUCGAUUGUGCUAGGAUCAAAUUUGAGCAGUGUCUGAGCUCUGAAAGUAACAGAUGUAUCAUGGCAAAAACACCAGACUAUCUAAUGAAAUUUACAGCAGCUAACGUAUAUGCUGGAAUCGUAUUCAACAACAUCAAUGUAUUAAAAAAGGACAAAACUGAUAACAGAAGGAUGGGCCAAGCAGUUGCAUUUUUGGAAAAGUUGUUAGAAGAAAAACAUUUCCUAUCCAAAAAGAGAGGUCAAGUUUACGAUGCUUUGAUAAGAAUUUAUCGCCAAAGAAAGGAUUUCUCAAAGGCUCUUUCCACAUUCCAAAAAGCAGGAGAGGAUGAAUUAAUUUCGCAUGUAAUUCAGUUCACUCUACUGGCUCAAAUGAAGCCAUUGUUGACACAGAAGGCAGUACCUGAACAAAUCAAAUCAAAGCUUUCAGCUGUUUAUCAUAUUCAACAAAUUUUGUUCAAUUGUAACAGUAUUGAGACAAUGACUGUAUCUGCUAAAUCGACCCCAAGUGACAAACCAAAUAGGAAAAAGGUAUACGUUACCGAAACUGAGGACUGUACGUUGUACCAGUCUGUUGAAGAGUUAGUUGUAAAUCACUUCAAGAAGGAUGGUUGGUAUGGUGUGCAUGAUGAAGGAAGUCUUUUGAAAAACAUAAUUUUCGCAUGUUUCUGGGAUAUCAUCUUUAGCAGUCCCACUCUUGAAAACGAUGAAAUGAGUGUUUUUGUGAGCAAAUGCCAAAUGAGGCCCUUGGAUUGGGGAAGCCGACAAUUCUAUUUAAGAAGACAGUCUGCUAUAAAGCAAAGAUUGAAAGAGAUAGAAACAUCAGAUUGGAGUGGAGUCAAUGCCAGAGUUGUGAAAUGCUUUACAAACCAUGGCGGUGAAUCGUUCAAUAAAAGUAUUUGGAAAUGGAUAAAAUCUGAGAACCUGAUGAAUAUUGAGGCAUUCCUGAUGUGUUUAUCAACAAAAUUUAUUGCAUCAGUAGCAGAAUGGCUUCUUAAAGACUUUGGAACAUAUUCAUCAGGAUUCCCUGACUGUACAUUGUGGCACAGGACUAAUAAACAGUGCAUUUUUGUAGAAGUGAAAAGUCCUUCGGACACUCUGGCCAAACACCAGGAGUUCUGGUUGACAAAAAUUGAGGAAUUUGGAGGGAAUUCACGUAUUUGCCAUGUGAGAGAGAUUGCAUCAUGUUCUGCAAGAUUAAACUCAUAACACGCCAAAUUCACGGAAUCCUCUACAAAUUUCCCAAAAACUGAAACCAAUAUAGUCUAUAUUUACUGAAUUUAGUGAUAGAGUUUUUGGCUAUGUAAGUUCUAUAUUCCUAGAAAGGCAUAGUAAUUAUGUAUUAUGCAAAUGUGUUGUGCAAUAAGGUUUGCUACCAUAUCCUUAUCAAUCAAUAAUUAUGGGAAAAUUCUCCCUAUUAUUAAGAAAUGAAUGGAUUUGUGCUAAAAUACGCUUUGUUAAGGAGAUGAGGGUGUGUAUUAUGAAUGAAUUCUUACAUUUUUUAUCUGGAAUGCCAUUAUCCCAAUUUAUAGGCUACCCCACAGGAAACUGAAAUUUUACCAUAGAUCAAUUACCGUAUUAAAAUUAAUUCCACUAUAUUGGAAUGAAUAAAUUCGGUAUCGUAACCAAUCGAUUUCAAUAUUUGAUUACAUUUCACUUUCAAUAUUUUAAAUAUUCGUUAUUUGAUUUGCGUGUAGGAUAAUUAUUUUCAAUAUUAGGUAGAUAUUUCAUUUUCUCAAUUUUAGGUACAUAUUUUCAAUAUUUGGUAUUUGAUUCGCAUGUAGGAUUCGAGUAGUGCUUUUUCAGUGUUAUCGUACAUUGAAGAAGAAAUGAAUAUAACAAGGUUACCUUUAAAAACAAUAUAAAAACUUUUAGUACCCUUUUAUUAAUAUCUUUAAAAUAUUUAAAGAUACACGGUUACCUUUUUAUGAAAAUGAUUCGUAAAUUCUUGAUGAGAAUGAAGAUUCUCAUUGUUAAAAAAUCAAUAAUUAAAAAGAUAGAGCUCAUGAGGCACUGUUUUUGUCAUGUUACCAGAUUAUGUUUGAAAUAUUCUAUGAACUUUAAUGACUCCCAAAUUUAAAUGCAUGCUAAAGUUUCUGUAAUUUAUUUAUAGUUCAGGUUCAAUCACUUGAAUGCUCUAUCAUCAUCAUCAUCAUCAUCAUCAUCAUCAGUGUUUUGCCCUAGGGCAGAUCCAUACAUGAUUUCUCCUUCUCCACUCUUCUCUGUCUUGUGCGAUUCUCUUCAGCAUGAAUGAAGAAUUUUCCCUCCUCCCUGACAUCAUCCCCCAUCUUCACUCUCCUCCACCCCUGCACCCUCCCUCACUCCCAGCACAGCCCCUUCCAUUGCCGUCACAAGGAGGUCGCUAUGCCUCAGCAAUAUGUCCUAACAGCAAGGCUUUUGUUCUGACGCCGACAUACGUUGUUGUUACAAUUUGUUUGGUUAUUGAAAUUUCAUCUAACAAUGGCUACUCCUGCAGCUGUUCCCAAACCCAAGUCUGAAAUGACUCGUGAAGAGUUGGAAAAAUUUGAAGAACAUCAAUUUAACACCGGACCGUUAUCCAUCCUUAUUAAUGCGGUCAAGAAUAAUACACAGGUGCUGAUCAACUGUCGCAGCAA